Messenger RNA from Aegilops tauschii subsp. strangulata, 1897 nucleotides. RefSeq lists its product as uncharacterized. The record is from RefSeq and is a predicted model, not a curated record. NCBI's taxonomy places the organism in Eukaryota, Viridiplantae, Streptophyta, Magnoliopsida, Poales, Poaceae. Gene Ontology annotation, molecular function: molybdate ion transmembrane transporter activity. Gene Ontology annotation, cellular component: membrane. Gene Ontology annotation, biological process: molybdate ion transport.
CUCCCCAACCUCCACUCCCAAAUCUCCAAAUCUCUUUCUUGAUUCUUUCUCCACACGCACCGCCGCCGCAGCCAGCGAGAGAGAAGAGGUAUAAAUCCAUCCAUCCAUCCAUCCGUAGGCCAACAACGCAGACGCACGCAGGCAGCGCCGCGCCGAAUCCCCUCCGUCCCCUAGCCUCCUUCCUCUGUCUGUCCCGGCGGCGGGGGGAAGAUGGAGAUAUUCUACUACGUGGUGUUCGGGGGCCUGGCGGCGGUGGUGGCGGGGCUGGAGCUGGGCAAGAGCGGCAAGGACCGCGUCGCCACCCCCACCGCAUUCAACGCCUUCAAGAACAACUACGUCCUAGUAUACUCCCUAAUGAUGUCCGGCGACUGGCUCCAGGGUCCCUACGUGUACUACCUCUACAGCCAGUACGGGUUCGACAAGGGCGACAUCGGCCGCCUCUUCAUCGCCGGAUUCGGCUCGUCCAUGCUCUUCGGCACCAUCGUAGGCUCACUAGCAGACAGGCAGGGCCGCAAGCGCGCGUGCAUCACCUACUGCAUCACCUACAUCCUCAGCUGCAUCACCAAGCACUCCCCACAGUACCGGGUCCUCCUGCUCGGCCGCAUCCUCGGCGGCGUCGCCACCUCCCUCCUCUUCUCCGCAUUCGAGUCAUGGCUCGUCGCCGAGCACAACAAGAGAGGCUAUGACCCGCAAUGGUUGUCCAUCACAUUCUCAAAGGCUAUAUUCCUCGGAAAUGGUCUCAUCGCCAUUAUAGCUGGCCUCUUUGCUAACCUCCUCGCUGACAACUUGGGCUUUGGCCCUGUGGCUCCUUUCGAUGCCGCCGCGUGCUUCCUGGCAAUAGGCAUGGCCAUCAUCAUGUCCUCAUGGAGUGAAAACUACGGAGAUCAAUCUGAAGGCAAGGAUCUCAUGUCUCAGUUCAAGGUUGCCGCCAAGGCAAUUGCUUCAGAUGAGAAAAUCGCAUUGCUGGGAGCCAUUCAGUCGCUGUUCGAGGGCUCCAUGUACACCUUUGUCUUCCUCUGGACUCCAGCCUUGAGCCCAAAUGACGAAGACAUUCCUCAUGGCUUCAUAUUUGCCACCUUCAUGCUGUCCUCUAUGCUGGGUAGCUCCAUUGCAUCACGCCUAUUGGCCCGGAAAAUGAAGGUUGAAGGCUAUAUGCAGAUCGUGUUUGCAGUAUCAGCCUUCACCCUUUUCCUCCCAGUUGCCACCAGCCUUCUGGUGCCGACGUCUUCAGUGAAAGGAAGCGGCAUCUCAUUUGGGGGCUCUCUGCAGCUGCUUGGUUUCUGUACCUUUGAGUCCUGCGUCGGCAUUUUCUGGCCAUCCAUCAUGAAGAUGAGAUCUCAGUACAUUCCUGAGGAGGCAAGGAGCACCAUCAUGAACUUCUUCCGCAUACCGCUCAACCUGUUUGUCUGUGUGGUGCUCUACAAUGUGAAUGCUUUCCCUAUCACCGUCAUGUUCGGCAUGUGUUCAAUCUUCCUCUUCAUGGCGGCAAUCUUGCAGAGACGGCUGAUGGUUGUCGCUGACCUACACAAGCUAUCCACAAAAUCACAAGAGAUGACCGCGGAAGACGAGCCUCUAAAUCCUUGAAAGGCCAACACACUCCCUCCACCUGACCUGGGUGCUGAAUAAGAUGUUUUGAUUGUAAUCUUUUUUCUGUAGCAUAGAUCAGAUGGAUAUUAUUAUUGGCUAGGCACGAGGACAUGGAUGGAUGGAUACACCAAAGCAAGAAUUCAGAGGCUGCUGAGUGAAUUGGUAUAGUCUAUUUAUUUUUAUGAUUCCUGCUCUUGUUGUUCAUCGGGACGGCAUUAUUUGUGUUCAAUACGCUACGAGUAUCUGAGUGAAUAUCUAUCUGUUGCCAAAAAGAAAAGAAAAGAAAAGAAAAAAGAAGUUUAUGUUGUUU